This is a messenger RNA of Syzygium oleosum, 1173 nucleotides long. Its product is annotated as putative receptor like protein 25. NCBI's taxonomy places the organism in Eukaryota, Viridiplantae, Streptophyta, Magnoliopsida, Myrtales, Myrtaceae. The record is from RefSeq and is a predicted model, not a curated record. The transcript has a single exon. Gene Ontology annotation, molecular function: protein binding. Bases 507 to 1148 code for a protein of 213 amino acids.
ACUCCAUUGCAAGUAAUAAUAUAUCAGGAAAGAUCCCUUCUUUGUUAUGCAAUGCUAGCAAGCUCGAGAUCAUCGACUUGUCUGACAAUGGCUUGACAGGUGCCUUCCCACAAUGCUUAACAAACUUCAGUACUGAUCUGUCGGUUUUGAACUUAAGAAUGAAUCACCUUGAGGGAACAAUUCCUCAAUCAUUUUCUUCAAGAAAUAGCUUGGUGACUCUUGACUUUAGUCAAAAUCAUUUUGAAGGCACUUUACCGCAGUCCCUAGUCGAAUGUAAAUAUCUAGAAGUUCUGGAUAUCAAUAGCAAUCAGAUAGAGGAUACAUUCCCAAGAUGGUUAGGAACACUUCCAGAGUUAAAAGUUCUCAUUUUAAGGUCCAACAAUUUUAAGGGUCUUUUGGAUAUUCCAGAGGCAGCUGACCUCUUUCCCAAGUUACACAUUUUGGAUCUCUCCAAAAACAAUUUUGGGGGUCCUUUGUGAGCCAACUUGAUACUGAACCUGAAAGGCAUGAUGAAUGACAAAAAUGGGCAAGAAAAAUCACUAUAUAUGACAUGGUCUAUCCAAGGGAGAUCAUAUGAAAAUUCUGUGACCGUGACGAUGAAAGGGCUGGAGAUUAAGUUAGUGAAGAUCUUGACCAUCUUCACAACCAUCGACUUGUCGCACAAUUCUUUCCAAGGAAAUAUUCCUACAGCCUUUGGACAUCUCCACUCUCUUAAAGGGCUCAACCUUUCACACAACCAUCUUACAGGUUCCAUCCCUCCAACUCUGGGGAGCUUGACUGAUCUUGAAUGGCUUGAUCUUUCUUCAAACAAGCUUAGUGGGGGAAUUCCUAGAAUAUUGGGAGAUUUGGCAUCCCUUGGAUACUUGGACCUCUCGAAGAAUUACCUCACUGGUCAAAUUCCACAAAACAAGCACUUGAGCACAUUUUCAAGCGACUGGUUUAGUGAUAAUCCAGGCUUAUGUGGAACUCCAUUGCAAAAAGCAUGCCCCGGUGAUGCUCAACGUCCUCCACCAUCGUCCUUGUCUUUCAUUUGCAUAGGGCAUCAUAGUUGGUUCGAACAAAAGAUAAUGUGGAUGGGUUAUGCAUCUAGAAUCAUAAUUGGGAUUUUCAUAGCAUUCAUCGCAUUUGAAACGGAAAAGCCCAAAUGACUUGUGCGAGGUAUGAGAAUGCUAG